This is a messenger RNA of Nothobranchius furzeri (turquoise killifish), 5903 nucleotides long. It is a transcript of the gene ggh, whose product is annotated as gamma-glutamyl hydrolase (conjugase, folylpolygammaglutamyl hydrolase). The record is from RefSeq and is a predicted model, not a curated record. Gene Ontology annotation, cellular component: vacuole. Gene Ontology annotation, molecular function: gamma-glutamyl-peptidase activity. NCBI's taxonomy places the organism in Eukaryota, Metazoa, Chordata, Actinopteri, Cyprinodontiformes, Nothobranchiidae. Gene Ontology annotation, biological process: tetrahydrofolylpolyglutamate metabolic process.
GCCAAACAUUUAUUCUGAAGGCAAUAAACCGGAAGUGUGUUGAAACGAACACCGUCCCGCGCACAGUCUAUGGUCCCGCGUAGUUCGGUUUUAGUUCUACAAACAUGUUUCUUUUUGUGCUUUUUAUUUCAAUCUUUUUUACUCCUUUUUGUUUGUCGGUCAACAGAAAUGACGCACCUAUAAUCGGUGUUCUGGCCCAGGAGCUGCGUUCAUCCAGAACGUCCCAGCGGGCUUACAUCGCUGCUUCUUAUGUGAAGUUCCUGGAGGCAGCUGGGGCCAGAGUUGUUCCCGUAAUGAUCAACCAGGCACCAGAGGAAUACAAGAAACUGUUCAACUCCAUUAAUGGAAUCCUCCUGCCAGGUGGGGGUGUAAACAUCACCUCAUCCGGCUACGAGCGGGCUGCAAAAUUUUUUUAUGAGCUUGCUAUUGAGGCCAACAAGAGGGAAGAUUAUUUUCCUGUGUGGGGUACCUGUCUCGGGUUUGAGCAGCUGAUCUAUUUGACGAGCGGGAAGAACUUACUGACAAACACCGAGACCAGCGGCCUUGCUCUGCCCCUGAACUUCACCAAAGAGGCCAAAACCAGCAGGAUCUUUCAAGCGUUUCCUGCUGAACUCAUGGCAGAUUUAUCAUCUGAGCCUCUGACUGUAAAUUCUCACAAUUGGAGUUUGGCUGUGUUGACUUACAACAAAAAUGACGAAUUAAGGAAAUUCUACAAAGUUGUUUCUACAAACACAGACGGAAACGUGGAGUUUGUGUCAACAAUGGAAGCAUACGAUUACCCGAUUUACGGGACUCAGUGGCAUCCAGAGAAAAAUGCGUUUGAGUGGUCGAGACCUUAUAAUCCUCAUUCUCCUUCAGCAAUCAGGACAACCUUUUACAUGGCUGAAUUCUUAGUCAGUGAGGCGAGGAAGAACUUCCACACCUUUGAGUCAAAGGAGGAGGAGAGCAAGGCUCUGAUAUACAACUACAACCCCAUUUACACUGGGACCACUGGUUACUUUGAGCAAAUGUAUAUUUUCUGACGACAUCUUUGAGAAGCAGUUUGGUUUGAUGAAGUAUUGAAAUGUUUACCGAAAGUUGAUAUAUAUAUAUAUAUAUAUAUAUAUAUAUAUAUAUAUAUAUAUAUAUAUAUAUGUAUAUUGUUGUGUUUAAUGAACUAAUGUUCAUGUAUACACUGGAAAUAUAAAAAUUUAUUCCAUUAUUUUUUGCUGUUCACAAUCCAGCGCUUGUCUCCCGGUAGCCUCCGAUGUGGCUUUUUGGAUGCUUAUGAGAUUGCGCUGGUUCUUGUCUGACUAGAUCUGCUCUUGCUCUGUUUUUUGGACACCGAACUGCUGAAAAACUCAUUUAGUUAUGCGAGUUUUCCUGUUCUUUCCAGCUGGAACUGGAGAAAGGAAGUGGGAUUAGCUAAUCCACCAACAUGGUUGGAAGUACGAUUUUUAGUUGGAAUCACACACAUCAGUUUUAUGAGUACUAAUUUAAAAUAAGACUCCCCCUUCAGGGUGUUCGCAGGUCCUUAAAAAGUCUUAAAUUUGCUUUUCCAAAUUUAAGGCCCUAAAAAUCCUUAAAAAUUACAAAUAAUCCUUAAAUACAAUUUCCAAAGGUCUUAAAUUACCAAAGACCCAAUAAACAAGAUUCUUUUAUUUCUAUAAAAUUUUCGUGAAUUUCUAGUCAGUGUUCAGCUUUUUUAGUGUAUGAUGUUGACAUAAGCGGAACCGUACACAUUCAGUUGGUUGUGAAGGGGGUCUCUUUAAAUGAGCACAUUAGCUGAUUAAGCUAGUGGGAGAAUGGGGCCAUGGGGAAGUGCAAGUUUAAUGGUAACUGGAUGGCUAAUCCCACGUCCGUUAGCACCGGUUCCAGUUAAUAACAUGGUAAUUAUAGCUUAAAUUUAAUUUUAAAAAUAGCUUAAAUUUGGUCAAAGUGGCCUUAAAAAAGCUCUUAAAAAGUCUUAAAUUUGGCUCCUUUAAACCUGCAGAUACCCUGCCCUUUAUAAAUGGCUAAUAAAUAGUUAAUAGACUAACAUGUGACACUUUAAAAAAGUGUUUAUUAAGCAUUUAGGGAAGGAAUGAGACAAAACUUGUCUAUUUUCUUGCCAAAUAGUGAUCAAAUCUGUUUUUCAUCGAGAGUUGAUUUCAUCAUCAAACUUUAAUUACAUUCAGGACGAUACACCAAAGUGCUGAACAGUACACACGACUGAACAAAUAAGAACAAGGGUAACCAAGUAUUGAGUUAAAAUAUCAAUUAGCUAGCAGCAAGAUACCUCUGAACACGCUUAUAAAACAGCUAACGAAACCCCCUAAACCAUAAGUUAAUGUGCAGGUUGAUUUAAAAAAAAAGUGUCUUGAGCUUUCUCUUAAACAUUACGAGCUAAGGGACUAACCACACUGACAAAGGCCUUAAUAAACAUAUCUUACUACAUAUCUUACAAAUUUACAAUUUACUCUUCCAUUUAGGCUAGCUGUACAUUAGGGCUGUCGCGGUUGAGGAAUUCCCCCUGCGGUGAGUCAGGGCAGCUCAAUAUUGCGGUAUGCGAUAUUAUUGCACCCCGUUUUUAUUUAUGUACUUAGCAAAUUUGUUUGUUAAUUACUAAACUCAUGGCAAUAUUUCCUUUGAAACAUUGUGCUUACACAUUUAAAAAAUGUUAGAAAAAAUACAUGGCCAUUUUUGACACUUUAUUAAAUGCAGAUCGAAGGGCAGUAACGGCAUUCUCUGACUGAACUUAAAAACAACAUUCAGGAGGUUUAACUUUGAAAUGCAAAUUUGGCUUCAACAUCUAACAAAAUGAGAUGUCCCAGGCACUGUCAGUUCACUUUCACACACAAGAAUAACGCCGGGGACACACCGGCCGCGGAAGCGCCGAGAAGCGAAUCGCUCACGAAAUUCGUUCGCUGCUCGCCGCUCCUCAGUUCAGAUCAGACGCUUAGAAUAGCUUAACAAGGGCGCCGAAUGAAGGCGGUCCCAUUUUCGCGGCGCUUCCGCGGCCGGUGUGUCCCUGGCGUAACUGUGAUUUAUAACUCGGUCAUGUCCUUGUUACGCGCAAGGAACACCAGCAUGUUAACCUUAUGCGGUUUGAGAGAGGAUCUGAGAGGGGUGACAACAUUUCCAGCGACACUAAAAACCCUCUCGGAUGGUGCGCUUGUUGCGCAAAUACACAUGUACUUACAUGCGACUUUGGAGAGCAAUGGAAAUCUCUCGUGGUUGUUGCGCCACCAUGUCAGAGGGUUUUCAUUAGGGUCAAUGGGUUCCUCCUGCAGGUAGCGAGUGAGCUCCAGCUCGGCUCUAACUCUCUUCGGGACAGUUGCAGAAGACGUCCUUGUCCGUGACUUCAGCAGGUCUCUAAGCGUUUUUUUCUUUGCCGCUGGUGGCAGCACUGCCUGCUCCAAGGUCUGGCUGGGCUGCAGCUGACGCACUGACACCGCUCCCUCCAUCUUCCAUGUGUACUAUCUCCUCGAUCAGCGCGGACUUUUCCUCUCAGCAUGCGCUGUCGCGAGAUUUAAUCAAGUGCGGUAAUGGCGGUGGCACGUCAUGCAGCGCGGUGGGUUUCUUAAUAUCGCGAUAUUUUCUUCUUGCGGUUACCGCGACAGCCCUACUGUACAUAUCGAAAACACAGUCAUAGUGCAAUAUAAUUAGUUAGAACAUGUUUCCAAAUACUCGGUGCUUAUAAGUUUGUAACUUGGUGUGAAAUGUUUGAGAUGGCAGCUCAAAGUGUAACGAUAAAGGUGAAUAGAUUUGGCACACUAUUUGGCAAGGACCCUCUCAAUGUAUAAAAACACUUAUUGAUUUAUAAAGUUUUGACAUAUUAACAUAUUUAUGAAUAUGUAUUGGCUGUUUAUGAGGAGAGUCUUAUGGUUUGUUUGUGUAUAAGCAAUCUGACCCUGGCCUUAUGAACAUAUGUAGCCAAAGUGUUGAACGGACCAUUUCAGAGUGCCUUCAGUGCAGGUUUUGUAUUUUUUUUUACCUGCUAGUAACCUGAGGUUAUAGAUUAGUAUUUAUUACCACCCCAGAUAUGGGUAAAUGUUGGACUUUCAGCUAUUUAGCAGUAAUAAUGCAAGUCCAAAGUUAUCAUGCUGUAAAAGUUCUUAUCCAGAUCCAGGACUUUGGACCAUCCAGUGGUUGUGCUCGUUCCGAUGUUCCCCAAAGGUAACACCAUUGUGUUCUGGUGAUGGUUCGUGGUUUGCAGAGCACAUAUCAAAGGGACAGAACCUUUAUGAGCUGUAGACGGUGUCAGAAGACAGUAAUGACUGAUAAAAUAUCUACUUCUUUUUUUUUUAUUCUAACACGUACUUUCAUGCCACAAUUCUUUAUUUUCUCUUUAAGCUUUGGAUAACAAAGUUGAACAUCUUGGAAAAAGUCCUUCCCCGUAGAAAGAAAGUUUGUUUCCGUUGGCGUUUAUAAAGUCCACUUUCAACUCGGUUCAACGACGGCAACAGGAGAACGAAAAUGAACAAUCAAAUGUAACUUCCAAAAUGCGGUAUGCACAGAUAACACUCAGGUAACAAUUGUUUUAUCUUUUUAGAAUAAAAUGAUAUUAGAAUAACAUUUACACAUCAAGCUGACAAGACUGUGAUCUCAAUCACAUUAAUACUGGAAAUGUUUAUGCAGUUCAAGAGGAAACAUUCAAGAUGUCAAAAAUGACCAUAAUGAGAGAUAUGGCUGUAAAAUAAUACCUGUGAUCAUGCACCGAGUGCAACAAAAACCAUUCAGAUGAUUUAAAAAUAAAGUUGUGCCUCAAAUUUUUUUAGUUAACUAUUUUUAGCUAAAGAUUUGCCAGCGCAGGCUGCGCAGUGGUUAGAGCUGUUGCCUUGCAGCGAGAAGGUCCUGGGUUCGCUUCCCGGCCUGGGAUCUUUCUGCAUGGAGUUUGCAUGUUCUCCCUGUGCAUGUGUGGGUUCUUUCCGGGUACUCCGGCUUCCUCCCACAUUCCAAAAACAUGACUGUUAGGUUGAUUGGUCUGUCUAAAUUGUCCUUAGGUGUGUGUGUGUGUGCGUGAUUGCUUGUCCUGUGUGUCUCUGUGUUGCCCUGUGAUGGACUGGCUCUCUGUCCAGGGUGUACCCUGCCUGAUUGCCCAUUGACCACUGGAGAUAGGCACCAGCCCCCCCACGAACCUACGUGGACAAGCGGGUUCAGAAAAUGGAUGGAUGGAUUUGCCAGAGCUCAACACAUUCUUACAAGCUAGCACAGUCUUUGUUUUCAUACUUAUGCCAGGUGAAAAAAAAUCCCUUUUUGGUAAUCUCCUAUUUUGAACAUUUCAGAUAAAACUGUACACUUUUAAUGUAACGUCACUGUACAAUUUUUAAGGAAAAAAGGUGAAAUUAAGAUUUAAUUUUCAACAACUGGCUAAAAAAAUUGGGCAUAAAAUCUGGAGUGGUACAAAAAAGCUAAUCAUCUUAUUGUUUGAAAGUUUUGUAAAUUAUCAACCAGCAAUUUUAAGAUGUCACAAAGUCAGUUUCAUGAAUUGGAUUUUACAGGCCAUCAAACAAAGUGGUGUGUGCCAGUAAAACAAACUAGAACAUGCUAAGAGCAAAAUUCAAAAGCCAAGCUGGGCCAAGGGUGCAAGCACGGUUCUGCAGAAGUUUGAGUGUUAGUGGUUGGUGAAAAAUAGUCAAGUUUCCCCAAAUCACCAUUGUCAUUUAAAAUGUCUUUGGAAAAUAAAAAGGGCAAGUCUACAAUAAUUAGAUUGUUCAUCUCGGUUUAAAAAAAAUAAAGGUGGUAAUCUAGCUGCUGUCUCGACUAAUAAAUGAGGAAACAAGCUUGAUUGAUUUUAUAGCCAAAUCAAUCUGCAGCUAUUACUCAAAACGUUUAAUUGAAUUGUCAUUUUUGCUAGCAUAGUUUAAGAAUAAAUGUUCUAUCCAUGCUUGAGAGCUGAUGAAUGUAAUUUUGUUUUGAAUAAUAAUAAAAAAAACUUUUGA